Molecule: messenger RNA, 2631 nt
Organism: Symbiodinium sp. CCMP2456
Lineage: Eukaryota; Dinophyceae; Suessiales; Symbiodiniaceae
Source: the annotation of a GenBank genome assembly
AUGUCUGCCGUUGCUGCUGAUGGCAGCAUGCCGCUAAUGGAGCUGCAUGCCGUCCACUUCGGCUCUCAAGGCCUCGUGCCUUUGAGAGCUGAGGACUUGGCGCCGGGAGGAGCAGGUGCAAGUGCACUGCUUUCGGAAGCACUUGCUAGAGCUUCUGCUCAUGAGCUGGACAGACCAGAAGGUGCAGAAAGUGUCCAGGUGACGGCUGUGUUCACUGGACGUCUGACAUUUUUAGCCAGAGGCCAGAUGAACGAAGAUCCGUUAUUGCAGCUCCCUCUGCUCAUGGCACACGUCAGUGCCACGCCCGUGGACGAUGCAUCAGCAUUGCUUGCAUUGGUGCUACCAUCGAGUUCAGCAUCCACGGAGGCCUGGGUGAUGCGUGUCUACGGACGAGAGCCGGAACUUCAAGCAGUAUUGGGGCUGCUGAGCAAGUCCGGAGUGAUUCGGCACGACCUGUCUGCCACCUAUGUCAUAGGACCCCUGCUUGCGAAAGGAGGAUUUAGCUCGGUUUUCCGAGCUCAGCAACAUGACCCGAGCUCCGCUGGACAACGGAAGGUUGCUUUCAAAGUCGUUCCAAUGGCGGAUGGGGCACUUCAGCGGCAGAUGAGAAAGGAGGUUGAGCUGCAGCUGCUCUGCCAUGAGCACCAGAACAUCGUCAAGCUCGUCUCCAUUUUCCAGGCCGACGGCCAGCAGUUCGCCGAUGACAGGAGACCUUGCUGGGCCAUGGCUCUGUCCCUGGCAGGUCAAGGCGACUUAUUCGAUUGGGUGCAUUGUGGAGGCACUGUGUCCGAGAACUUUGCGGCCAGCAUCAUGCAGGGUCUGCUGGCCGCUUUAAGACAUAUACACCUUCAGGGAGUCUGCCAUCGAGAUGUGAAGCCGGAGAAUGUGCUUGUCUCGAACUCGCGCCCCCUUUUGUGUGACUUUGGGGUCGCCACACGCCUCAGCGAAGUGCGGAAGCGCCCGAUCCACUGCGGGCCUGCGGGCUUUACAGCGCCCGAGAUAUUGCUCAAUAUGGAGCCCACAACCCAGAGUGAUGUCUUCAGCGCCGGCUGCGUGCUUUUCUUCAUGAUUCUGAAGCAGCGGCCUUUCUGUGACCCCGACUUAGCGACGGCCGUCAACAGCGCGUUGACGCGGAAGAUCAACCUCGACCAGUUCGUCGAACUCCAGGACUCUCACGCUUUGAAAGAGUUGCUCGGUGCCCUGAUGGAGAGAUCACCGCUGCAGCGGCCCGAUGCAAAUGCCGCACUCGGCUACAGCUUCCUUCAGGCGGCGCUGGCACCACAUCCGCCGCCAACCGAUCCGACUUCUCGAGCUAAUCAGCGCAAGCAGGCGUUUGCAAAGAUGAUGACCACCGGGGACAAGCAGGCACCUCCCAGCGACGCCAAGCUGGAGGUCCCGCAAGAUGAGGGCCUGCGUCAGGAAAUGUCGUUGCGCAGCUUCGAAGGGACUCCGCCAGAUCCGAGUGGCACUACCUGGCAGUCCUGCUUUUCCAACUCUGCCGUUCGAAGCGAGCCGUUGGUGUUCCGCCGACGUUAUGUUGUAGUCAGUGGCACUACGAAGAGCUCUCUACAACUCAAACCCGUCAGGCAGCUGUUGGAUGUACUGGAUCUGAGUCAUACAAUUUGGCAAACCUUGGAGUUGUCUGAAUGCGAGCAAGUUCCGCUGGAAGUUCCUGAUGAUUCCGAGCCAUACUCCCCGUCUGCCUUUGACGCGCAGCCUCCCAGCAAUGCUCUGCUGAACUCAGAGCCUGCCAGGCCUGGGCCUGAGAGGAUGGUGACGGGACAGAUUCGCAGCUUCGUCCGUCAGACCUCCGGUGGCAAGAAGUUUCGCAUCGACAGUGUAGGAGGCGGAAUGACUACUGAAAUGGGCGAGCAUGCCAGGGGCCAGAUGAGUUGGUGGGCCCAUUCGCAGCAGCCUCCGGUGAUUGGAGGAAAGGCAGCAGACCAGGUGAAUCGCGACCUCUUCGGCACGUGCCACUUCACGCAGGAGCGGACAGAGGACGGCCGGCGCCGGCGGCUUGUGAGGAAGGCCACGCUUGGCGAAGGGCAGGAAGGGCAGCCUCAGGAGGAGGACUUCGACGACACCGCCUCCUGGCAAUCUUGGAGGUCCGGGGUGAUGUCCAGUGCCUCGCGGCGCUCUUCCCGUGGCCGAAGUGGCUCCGUGAUGAGUCUGGUAAGCAACGCGAGCGCUGUGGCAAUGCGCGAGCUGCUGGCAGCCAGCGACGAUGAGGCACAUCCACACGACAAUGAUGACGACUAUGCCAUAGGACCGCCUGCAGGACGAACUCUUUCUGGAAGGAGUGUUGGUGGACCACCCGUGAUGCACAGACUCUCCAUCCCAGGGGCUGGCGAUCAUCCGCCAAAGAGGCCGAUGCUAACGCCGUCGCCACCGCAGACAGCUCGCGAGCCAAGGGAUGAGCGAGGAGACCGCGACUGGGGCACCUGUGUUUUUGGCAAGGAGCCGCCUACCACCCGAUCAAGCUGGACCUGGCCGGGGGCGCAGAUUAGCCGCGGGGUGAAGCCGAUGGUUCAGCAGCUGGCUGCCAGUAUGGCAAGCGAAGCCAGCAUGGCUGGCGUCGGGAAGACUCCUAGUGCCGUGGGCAUGCAGGCAGCCUGCACCGAAAUCUCAUAA